AUGCAAUCGUUGGCAGACGCAGUUAAUAUCGCCGAGGAUAUUUCUAUUCUUUUUCUUCUGCACCAAGUUGUUGAAUUACCAACAUCCAACGCAGUCAUACCUCCCAAAGGCCAUCGCCCCACAGAAUAUAGCCUUCCGUUCGAGAAAGAAAGAGAUCUCACUAUUAUUUUGGCGUAUAUUUCCUGCAUCAGAGACAACCCAAACCGCGUCCCUGCCCUUUGCAUUAGAGAGAACAAAGCCUCCAACCAAUUAGACAUUCUGUUUGCAGUCAACGCGUCCAACGCUGCUGACAAGGGCGUUCUUCCCGAGGUCCAGACGAGAUUCCAAGAGCUCUUCAAACUCUUAUCUUCAGUCCCUACAUGUAAGCCCCUCCGUGGCGAAGAAUUUUGCUUGAAAUCCCCCCUUACUUUUCCGGCUGACAUGAUGCUUCCGUUCUGGCUAGCCGACAAUGCAGAAAAAGACAUCUUCGCUGAGAUAGUUUCAAUGUGUACCACUCGCAUACUUGAGCCCACCCAAGAGACGCAUCUUCUAGACGCAAUUCGAAUUCUCUCACAAAAGUCGCCCACAUUCGCCGACGCAGCCAAGGAUUUGGUCCAUAAGAUAAACCUAUGGAACAAGCAUCAAACCACCUCAGAACUAAUCAAGGUUGUCGAAAGUGCUCAUCAUCUUUCUAAAAUCCUGGAUUUGGCAACUCUACUGGAUCAUAUCUCCAACAAAGACAUGUCUCCAACCGCACGAUCAGGCCUUCUAAAUGCCAUCAAGAAACUUGCCAGAUAUAGAACCGCGGCUAGGAUCCUGUAUAGAGCAGCAAAGAAAUUCCCAAUUGUGCAGAAAAUGAACUUCAUCCCUGUCAAUCUCCCUGAAGUCGCGUUCCAGAAAGUACCAGCGACAAUGCAAGCGCCGGGGCGGAGGAUAUCGGAAGCCUUAUCAAGAACAACGUUGUCAAAACGCGAGCGCAAACGAAUGAAUAUAUGUUAUGGCUGUCUCAAAACAGAUCAGGAGACAGCGAAUAAACGGUUCAGGGAUCAGAAGAUGCAAACUCUCGGUGAAUCCAAGAUUCACGCAGAAGUACAGCUUGUAUUCUUCUGUGAAACGAACGAUUUUCAGCCACCUCCUCGGGUCAUCUCUUCUAGCAAGGACGCAUGUUUUCUUUGCAAUGCGUUGAUCAAGGUACAUGGGAAGUAUCACAUUCCUCGCCAACAUGGGAGGCUCUAUCCAGGUUGGCGCCUGCCUUGGUUUCCUGCGCCCAACAGCAUACAGAGCAAGCUUGCAAAACAUCUCGAGGAGGUUAUUAGCGGCUCUAUCAAAACGAUGAUACAAAGUCAGAAACGAAUAAAUCACCCGCCUCCGAAUGAAAGUACGGCUCUAACAGUCGCAAUGUCUGAGACUACUGCCAGUUUAAAUGGCAGUUGUCCUUCAACAUCCUCACGCAGCAGUAGCCCAGCUGAGGCGGAAGUGCUGCAGCCAGUUCCUCUACACGAACCUGGAGAAGUUGGGGCGUCCGCAGUCCGCUUGCCAACGCCUGGCUCUCCCUCUCUGUCCAUCGCAAAUGUAGCGAAAGCUCAACGUGAAUUGGCUUCGGAACCCCAAAAAGUCGUAGAUCAGGGAGAGCAUGGAAAAGAGGGAAAUUCAGUAUUACGCGGGAAAGCCAAAGAGGUCGCAGAUCAAGGAGGAGAAAAUGGAAAGUUGAUGUUAUCAGGGAAAGCCGAAGAAGCCGCAUAUCAAGAAGGAAAAAAGGUAAAGACAGCAUUACCCGUGAACCUCGAAGGAGGGGCAGACCAAGGAAGAGAAGAAGGAAAGUUGGUCUCACCCGAAAAUCCCCCAAAAGUUGGAGACGAGGGAGGAGAAGGAAAGGCAGUAGCUCCUCCCGGAAAACCUCCUAAAGUCCCUCCACGGCCUCCACCCAAAGAACCCCCACGGGUGUUCUCACAGCGGUGGGCAAACCUUUCAAGCCCAACCCCGAACCGACUUGUACAAGGAAAGCCUCAAGUGGUAAAUGUGGAAGCCAACACCUCGUCUAGAUUCUACAAAGGCGGUUCCGUGGGAUUGGAAAUCGAAUAUUCCACCACAGGUCCAGCUGAAAAGAGAGCCGCGCGCGAUUUAUCAUGCAACUUGGAAUGGCUAGCUACUGCAGACGCGGAAGCCGUCCGAGCCGAUAAGGAAGCUCUGAUCAUACAUGCGGAAAAGCUGGAGGCUGAAAUUCCGAUCCCAUCGAGCGCGCUAGGGAAAUGGUACAUUGUCUCAAAGGACAUGAUGAUCCGUGUUCAAAUAGAAUAG
This is a messenger RNA of Clonostachys rhizophaga, 2277 nucleotides long. Lineage: Eukaryota; Fungi; Ascomycota; Sordariomycetes; Hypocreales; Bionectriaceae. The record is from the annotation of a GenBank genome assembly.